AUGUCUUGUCAUUCCGCGUCCUCGCACGAGGGCUCUGAGAUGGAUGCGCCACAAGUUAGCUACAUGGAUAGACGUUUAACACCGACAAGUUCCGUCCCAGAGGGGGAAAACGAAGCCGAUCAUGGUCCGCUCGACCUUCCCAACGAGAGAAGGAGGAACAGGCUCGGGUACCAUCGAUCAACGGUCGCAUGUGGACAUUGUCGGAAAAGGAAGAUCAGGUGUAAGAAGCCUGAGGUAAAAGAUCUCCUGAACCGAUGUGAGAGUUGUAUCAAUCUCAAGAAGCCCUGCGUAUAUGCCGCAGUAAAUCCACAAGCACCACCACACACGAUAACACAUCGGCCAAGAAGAAUGUCGAUUGGGUCUAACCCUACGUCACCAUCCACAUCUCCCGGGAUGGUAAUGGGUCAUAUCGUAGAAGGGCAAUCGAAUCCGACCUACCACCAGCUUACAGCAAUGCCAUCGAUGCCAAAUAUAGGGCAACAACCAGUAGAAGCUGGUGAAGAUGAGACGUAUUCUAUCAGGAUUCCAUCGACUACACCUAGUAGCCGGUCGUUUAGCUAUGGGCAAGUAGCAAGUGGUUGGAUGUCGACUGAUGCGGAUGCCAGCGCCGAGACGGCGCCAGGGGCCACGAACACUCCCUGGACGACAUUUCCCCACGAUGUGCCCGAGACCACGGGAUUCUCCCAAUAUGCCUCCCACGUAUCGACAUGGCCGACGAAUUCACUCGGUAUAAAUAGAAUGGAUACCGAGACGCACCUUGAUGAUACAUGGCGUCCGUAUCCAUCAGGCGCUAGAUCGAUGUCAUUCAACAGCCACCAAUCCGGGCAAUUUGAUUCCUCGUCGACAAGACCAUACGAUCGUGUACAAUCACCGAGCGCAACCGACAUCAUGCCAGAAGCGAGCUUGGUCGCUCAGGGGUCUCUUUCUGCUGGUGCCACGCCUCAUCUAGCAUACGAUGUAUGGCAACAGCAAUACCAAUAUCCUAGACCCAACGAAGACUAUGGCGGAUGGUAUGAGAACGGUGACCAUGCCGCUGGAGCACACGUCUCGUCUAACGAGGAUCCCUCUCAAGUCAGAGACGUCUAUUAUAGCCAACGAUGACUAGGACUCGAUCGCAGCAUGGUG
Messenger RNA from Daldinia vernicosa, 1125 nucleotides. RefSeq lists its product as uncharacterized. The transcript has 4 exons. The coding region runs from base 1 to 1101 and encodes 366 amino acids. Gene Ontology annotation, molecular function: zinc ion binding; DNA-binding transcription factor activity, RNA polymerase II-specific. NCBI's taxonomy places the organism in Eukaryota, Fungi, Ascomycota, Sordariomycetes, Xylariales, Hypoxylaceae. Gene Ontology annotation, biological process: regulation of DNA-templated transcription. The record is from RefSeq and is a predicted model, not a curated record.